This is a messenger RNA of Tribolium madens (black flour beetle), 526 nucleotides long. Its product is annotated as cuticle protein 70, isoforms A and B-like. The transcript has 2 exons. The coding region runs from base 19 to 438 and encodes 139 amino acids. NCBI's taxonomy places the organism in Eukaryota, Metazoa, Arthropoda, Insecta, Coleoptera, Tenebrionidae. The record is from RefSeq and is a predicted model, not a curated record.
GGCAACAUCAUUACCACUAUGUUCAAAUUGCUUGUACUCGCUGUUGCCAUUUAUAGCGCCAACGCUGGCAUUAUUACAACAGGAUUAGGAAUCGGAGGAAUCGAAGGAAUCGGACAUGGAGCUGUCGUCGCUGCUGCACCAGUUGCUGUAGCUGCCCCUGUUGUUAAAGCCGUUGGUGCUACUUCGUACCAAAACAACAACCAAAUUAGCUUUCAUCCAACUGCUGUAGUUGCUCAUGCUCCCGUCGCUGUAGCUCACGCUCCUGUAGCUGUAGCCCAUGCUCCUAUAGCUGUAGCUCAUGCUCCUCUAGCUAUAGCUCACGCUCCUAUUGCUUUAGGUCAUGCUGUAGGUGUUGGAAGCGUAGGUCUUGGAAGUAUCGGAAUCGGCAAAAUUGGAUUUGGAGGGUUAGGAGAAGAAAUUGGAAUUAAAGGAAUUUAAAAUCGUGCGGCAGGAUGACGAGCGUUAGGUUUAAGUGUAAAAAUUAUUUAUUUUUGGUACUUAUUCUAAAUAAUAAAAAAUAAAAAGU